This is a messenger RNA of Acyrthosiphon pisum (pea aphid), 414 nucleotides long. RefSeq lists its product as uncharacterized. The annotation marks the transcript as partial. Gene Ontology annotation, molecular function: protein binding. NCBI's taxonomy places the organism in Eukaryota, Metazoa, Arthropoda, Insecta, Hemiptera, Aphididae. The transcript has a single exon. The record is from RefSeq and is a predicted model, not a curated record.
AUGGCCGCCUACCACGGGCACAUCAACUGCAUGAGGUUUGCCCGCGCCAUCGGCGUUCCAUGGUACGCGCCGGACAUUUGGCAAAAAUCGGCUUGCGACGAGGCCGCGGUCGCGGGCAACAUGGAAUGCUUGGUCUACGCUCACGCCAACGGCAGUCCGUGGAGCACGUGGACGCGUAACUUCGCCGCGGGCAGUGGUCACUUGGACUGCCUCAAGUACUGUCGGGAAAACGGCUGUCCGUGGAACGCCCAAGCGUGCAUGCUGGCCGCAGAGAACGGACAAUUGGAAUGCUUGAUAUACAGCCGGGAAAACGGCUGUCCGUGGGACUCUUUUACGUGUGAUAUGGCCGCGUUCACGGGGAAUCUGGACGGUCUGCGGUAUGCGAUCGAGAACAGCUGCGAAUGGGAUAUAGAC